UUUAAUGUGCACGAACGUAUUACGAAAUUAAAAACAUUGGAAAGACAUGAUUGAAAUGUAAUGGUGACAAAUAAUAUACAAUAAACUCCUAUAAGAUACGAGUCUGAUCAAAUUCAGUUCAUCAUGGAUUCAAAUUGGACUUUCCACGUUGGUCUGCGCUCACCAAACCUCACGAACACCACGGUCAGUCUCCAGGAGAACUUCGAAAUCGAUCUGGAAGAUACCAACUGGAUCCUGACUUCAUCGUUCAUCAUCUUCACGAUGCAAACAGGUUUUGGUAUGUUGGAGUCUGGCUGCGUGUCCAUAAAGAACGAAGCAAACAUCAUGAUGAAGAACCUGGCGGAUAUAUCACUGGGCGGUCUCACCUAUUGGAUCUUCGGCUAUGGCAUGUCUUUCGGUGAUGGGCCGUUAUCGAAUCCGUUCAUCGGCGUGGGGAACUUCCUCGUGGACCCUCCGGUGGGAGACGCGCUGAUGGGUCCCGUGUUCGCAUCCUUUUUAUUCCAACUGUCCUUCGCCACCACGGCUACCACUAUCGUCAGCGGCGCUAUGGCUGAGAGGUGUAACUUUAAAGCCUAUUGUCUGUUCUCAUUCCUGAACACAAUAGUGUACUGCGUGCCCGCGGGUUGGGUGUGGGGUCAGCACGGCUUUCUAAACAAACUUGGGGCGGUGGACAUCGCUGGAUCGGGGCCCGUGCAUCUUAUUGGAGGAGCUUCAGCGUUCGCAUCAGCUCUGAUGCUGGGUCCGAGGUUGGGGAGGUACGCUCGUGGUAGCGCCCCACUACCACUGGGGAAUCCCGUGAACGCCGUGAUGGGGACGUUCGUGUUAUGGUGGGGCUGGCUGGCGUUCAACUCGGGGAGCACUUAUGGGGUGAGCGGUGCUAAAUGGCAAUACGCAGCUCGGGCCGCGGUGAUGACAAUGAUGGGCUCCUUUGGAGGCGGUUUCUUUGGACUCUUAUUCACGUUAAUCAAGAACAAAGGUCGCGCUGAUGUCAUGGAACUCAUCAACAGUGUUCUUGGCUCGCUCGUCUCUAUAACAGCUGGCUGCUUCCUGUACCGAGCCUGGGAAUCUCUGGUGAUCGGUAUGAUAGGAGCCGCUAUCGCAUCAGCGGCUACACCACUCUUCGACCGUCUAAGGAUCGACGAUCCCGUCGGGGCCUCCGCUGUUCAUGGGGCCUGUGGUUUUUGGGGUGUCUUGGCUGUGGGUCUGUUCGCUGACAAUCCGAUACCCAUGGAAACAACUAACGGGAGAUCCGGGCUUUUUAAAGGCGGCGGUUGGUAUUUGCUUGGGGUCCAGGCGCUCACCGGGGUCUGUCUGGCCGCGUGGGGUGCUUUGGUGACGAUGGCGUUGUUGUGGUUGAUAGACCUCGUGUUGCCGAUAAGAAUGGAUCCCUAUGAAGAGCUAUUGGGGGCAGACCUCACCGAACAUAGGAUACGACAUGGACAGGUGGGUGUGACGCGAGCGGUUUCCGCCCUACGACCUUUCUAUCAGUCUCCAAGUGUGGAGCUGGUGGGGGGUGUAGGGGUCAACACUGGCCACGAUCUCGUUGUGGACAAGCUUCAUGAGUACACCAGGCGGAGGAAGAACAAGCUACAUCCGGAACUCCAAGUGUAUCCUAACAAUGGGUUCAUGGCCGACGACGAGUCCGAGCCUUCAUUCAAGAACAACGGGUUCCUUAACAAAAGACCCGGAAAUCCUGAGAACGAUUUACACAGAGCUCUGGACACCAUGAUCAAUGAAAUAGACGGCAGGUGUUCGAAAAGAAGAGAGACGACUCUGAGAAAAGAAGACUUCAAGGGAAAGAAGUUUAAGGAACUGUCUGUUCAUGAGCUGGAGGAGUUAGAGGAAAUCAGUGCAGCGGAAGAUAGGUUCAGAUAUAGAUUCACAGAAGACGAUUAUAUCAAUGACGUAGAGAGAGGCUGCUCUGGCAACCCGACUAUGAGAUGGAUAGACUAAGAAAAAGUACAUAUAUAUAUAACCUUACUACAUGUCCAUCGAGUUAAACGUGUAUGCAACUUGAAAGUAUUUUUUAUAAACUAUCAGAUACAAGUGUAAACGUAUUUAAACGUGUAAGGGACCUUUAUGACAUUACACUGACACUGACAUAUCCAUAGAUUAUAAAUUAUUUUUAAUUAGAUAAUUAUAGAUUAUUAAAAAUGUUUAAAAAACCUAUGAAAUGUAUUUUUAAUAAAUAAAACUAUAGAAUCAUAGACAACUGUCAUUGUACAUAAAUUAAUUCCUUCGUUAUUGUUAGUGAAUAUUUUUUACGAAUAUAGCUGUAUAUAUGUAUGUAUAUGGGUUGUACUAAAAGUAUUCAAGUAUAUUAAUUAAUACUCCAAUAAAUAAGAAAUAAUAUAAUUACACAAUAUCGGCUAUUGUGACGAUGGAUCAGUCUGUGAGGUGGCCAGGGUUCCACGUCCUCCAUGUAGCAGGUUCGUCUCCUGCUCGUGGCUGUUUUUAAUUUUCAAUAUACGCAGAGAUAAUGUAAAUCUAGUCUAUUCUGUAGAUAUAUUCAGAAAUACACACACACACACACACACAAUGUACACACAUAUACACAAUGUACACAUCAACUUACUGAAGUGUACAAACAAGUGAAAAGUCUCAUUUUAAAUGGAAAUCUUCAGAGCAAAUGAAACGAUAUACAAAAACAGGUUAAUUUUAUUAAAGUACAAAAUAAAUUAAAUUACUACUUAACAAUAAA
Molecule: messenger RNA, 2701 nt
Organism: Danaus plexippus (monarch butterfly)
Lineage: Eukaryota; Metazoa; Arthropoda; Insecta; Lepidoptera; Nymphalidae
Gene: Amt
Product: putative ammonium transporter 2
Exons: 12
Coding region: 124-1953 (609 amino acids)
Biological process (GO): ammonium transmembrane transport; ammonium homeostasis
Cellular component (GO): membrane
Molecular function (GO): ammonium channel activity
Source: RefSeq, a predicted model, not a curated record